Molecule: messenger RNA, 2625 nt
Organism: Funneliformis mosseae
Lineage: Eukaryota; Fungi; Glomeromycota; Glomeromycetes; Glomerales; Glomeraceae
Source: the annotation of a GenBank genome assembly
AUGACAUAUAAUUCUGGACGACAACAGCAUUAUAAUAGACAUUUUGAAGACUACAGUAUUCCUAAAUCAUCAACAAGAGAUCGUCAAGCCGGACCACUUUAUCGCAUAGCGCUCUUUGAUGGCUUGUUAAAUAACAACCAAGUGGAACGCACAAAUGCAUUAGAUAAUAUAACGAGAUUAGUAAAUAAUUGGGCAAAAGAAUGCUAUCCUGUCGAAAGAUCAACAGCAGGAACUGUAGUGUCAGUAACAGCAACAGGUGGCAAGAGAAACGUGUCUAAUGCAUCCUCUCCUUUGUCUGAAAAUAGUAAUAAUUUGUCGGUGACUCCCAUGUCAUCACGAAAAUCUUCGGAUUCUGAUGAUAUUAAUCCUGCAUCUUCCCUUUUAAACUCUCCUAAUUCUCCGUUACUCACUGAUGGAUCGGUGUCUUCUUAUGCUGCUUCACCGGUCGUGGAUAACGGAUGCGGGGAUAUGUCUACUAUCCCUAGUAUUCUUAAUGUUACAAAUGCUAGUGAUGGUGAUAAAAGCGUUAAUAUCAAUCAAGUUAAUCUAUUUCAACAUGAAUAUGCAAAUCAGGAGAAUGCUUCAGUACCACAACGGAACGGGAUUCCGGGUGAUCAAUUUAUUUAUGAUGGUUUCAGACCAUACGGUAGUUAUUCUCAACACUUCUCUUCUCAUCAACAACAACGUAGAGAUUCCGCUGAUGAUAACGAUGAUGCAGAGAUUUCUGAGGAAGAAGCAAAGGAAUCUUUAAGAUUACAUCUUUUGACAAUGUUGCGAAUGUCUAUUGAUUGCCCUUUCCCCGAUGUUAGACUUUCUUUCGAAAAGUGUUUAGAAGACCUCAGGAUGGCAGGUGUUCCGGUGCCGGUACCAAUAUACCCAGCUCCAUCGUUCUAUAUUGCACCAGAGGAUAUACUGACUCUUGAAUGGCCACCGGAAAACACGAGCAAUAAUACUGGCAUAACUCCUUCUUCAUCUUGCUCAUCCCCUUCAUCCACAUCAUUUUCUGAAACAUCACAAUUUCCACAACCUAUAACAUCAUCUACACCUUUAUGGCCUUUACCGAAGGGUAGACAACCUGAUCCUUUGGUUAAAAAUUUGUUGAGUGAUACUUUUGUUAAUUUAGGAAGAUUAAGUCAUUAUUAUCGAGUUUUGGCUUAUUUUCCUGGUUUUAUGGAAAAAUAUCAAGCUUCCUAUAAUAUCAUCGUUAAAGGUCCUAUUGGUCCCGUACCUAUUAGUUGGAGGUUUUAUAUUGGAAUUAUGGCUGCAUCACAACAUAAAUGUCAAUACAUUGUCUCAAAACUUACAAGCGAUUUCCUAAUAAAUGGAGGAGACGCGAAUUGGUUACUAGGACUUCAGUACGCACCACAAAAAAUUCGUAAUUUGGCCACACUUAAUGCUAUACUAGCACAUCAACCAUGGCGUCUUCAAGCAUCACAUAUCGGUGCAUUGGUUAGAGUCUUACCAAAUAAUUGGACAAUUUCCGAGAUUGUGCAUGUUAUUAUGAUAUUGAGUACCUUUCAUAGUUUAAGCAGUUUUGUGUUGGGAUGUGGAAUUGUACCUGAAUAUGAUAGUAUUGGGGGUUAUUAUGAUCUACCACCUUGGGCCUCCACUACUGUCGAAGGUGGUUCUAUUGGAAUUAUGGAUUCUUCGGAAUCAAUUUCCCCGAAUGUAGGAUCCGGGUUGGGUAUAACCGAAGAAGAGCAAAUCGAAGUAGAGAAACCUAAAGAUGAUGAUAGUGGGAAUAAUGAGAAGACACCAGCCGAAAAUGUUACAAAGGAACUAACUUCAGAUGUGGAAAUUCAGAGGCAUACAGAUCAGCUGAUUAAGAGGUUAAAGAAUAAACCCGAUUUACAUUUAUCAUCAUCAACGUGGAGCAGUGAAAUCGCUGAAUUUGAGAAUAUCGAAGAGGAGACAUUUACAAAUGAGUCUCCAACAAGUGACAUAACUUUAUCUCCAUUCCUUCAAAAUUUUUCCUCGACCGCUAACACCACUUCGCCCACUUUACUUCAUUCGAUAUAUAACUUGCCAUCUACAAAUUUAUCCACUGAAGAUUUUUCAAGAUUUCUUGAUCCAUCCGUGGACACGCAAUAUGCUUACACAGACUUUGUUGUUAAUAGUUCUGAAUAUAGCGUAUUUAAAUUACAAGAUUAUGGCUGGGAUCAUGGUGUGUCGAUGGCGAAUAGAUAUUUCUCAGGUGCCGGUGAUGUGUUAGAUGCAGAAUUCGCCAAAGUUUGGGAUAUUACUGAUUAUUGUUUAUUUCAUUCAUACCAAUCCUCAAAUAUUGAUACAAGACCGUUACGACAAGCAAUUUGGUUUUACGUACAAAGAUUAUCCGGAUUACUAAAGGAUGAUUACGUAUAUCGUGACAUCAACACAUAUCUUAGUAAUAAUUUCAAAACGUACCUCAAGAAGGUUAGUUGUAAACCCGAAGAUAUUGAAUAUAGUGAUUGGAAAACUGCAGGGUUUCAAUUACGUGCCGAAGAAAAAUGUCACGUGAAUUUGAUUGCUGCUGAAUCGCGUAAACAAGCGGAAUUAAUUUAUGGGUUAUCAUGCGUUAUGAAAUGGUAUGGGAAGCAAAGCGGAGAUGAGUCAAGUGUUGAAGAUGAACUUGCUAGUGAAACAUAG